AUGGAGGUCAUAUUGCGAGAAAGCACAUUCGGACGAAUCCUGAACUAUGUCUCUGAUGACAAACUUUUUCCAGCAUCAGGUAUCCCAAUAUCGAAAAGUGAAGCAGCUACAAACCCAAGUUUGUCGGCUGCUUCUUCCGAUACUCUUGACCAUAUCCUGGUAGAUUUCAGCGGGCCCAGAGACCCCGACAUGCCCAGGAAUUGGCCAAUGUUGGCAAAGACUGUUGUCAUGAUCGAUGUGAUGCUGUUGAACUUCAGCUUCUAUGCGGCAUCAGCAAUUUUCACGCCGAGUAUCCCCAAGAUCGAGGAGGUGUUUGAUGCGACAAAUGCCGAGGGGACUCUGGGACUCUCCCUUUUUGUAAUAGCGUAUGGCAUUGGGCCUCUCAUUCUUUCUCCCCUGUCGAGCAUGCCGUCAAUUGGACGUACUCCAGUAUAUGUCCUUGGUUCCCUUGCAUUCUGCUUGUUUAAUAUCGGGACUGCCCUCGCGAGGAAUCUGCAAACAAUUCUAAUUUUGCGCUUUUGUGGAGGCCUAGUUGGGAGCGCACCUAUUAGUGUGGGAGGUGCUACACUGAUGGAGGUCUAUGAUCCGGGCCAGAUUCCAUAUGUCAUUGCUCUGUAUGCGGUCAGCGGAGUCUGUGGGCCGAUUUUAGGACCGAUUCUUGGGACUCUUGUGUUAGAGCGUUGGAAAACAUGGACAGCGACUCUAUGGCUCCUUUCAGGUGUCACGGCUCUCACGACGGUGUUCAUAUUUUUCUGUCUGCCCGAGACGCUGAACGCCAAUAUCCUUCUACGCCGAGCACAGCGACUCCGCCGCCAGACGGGGAACUCUGCAUAUCGGAGUCAAGCUGAAUUGAAUACACCGGAGGCAAACUUUGCUCUGCGCAUUAUGAAGCAAACAAUUGAUGACUUCAAACUGUCUUGCAUGGACCCGGUAAUUCUGUUUGUUAACAUGCAUACGAUGCUGAUCUAUGGCGUCCUGUACCUGUGGUUUGAGUUUUUCCCAUUCGUGUUUGAUGGAAUUUACCAUUUUACUGCCAUCCAACAGGGCCUUGCAUUCUUCGGGAUCCUCGUUGGUGCCGUAGUAUCUGUCAUUGCAUACAUGCUAUGGUUAUAUUUUUCAUACCAGCCGCGGGUCGCAAAGCCAGAAUCCAUCGUGGAGCCUGAAGCUCGCCUUGUCCCUGGCCAAGUCGGAGCGAUUUGCAUCCCUAUUUGCCUCUUUCUAUUUGCAUGGACGUCUCGAGAGAGCAUACAUUGGAUCGUUCCUAUCAUUGCGACUGCUUUCUUUGCACCAGGAUUUUAUCUCACCUUUCAAUCUAUCCUCAAUUACCUGGGGGAAUCCUAUCCAAGAUAUGUAGCAAGUGUCUUUGCUGGAAAUACGUUCUUCCGGAGCUCUUUCGGGGGAGCAUUGCCUUUAGCUGCUCCUCAAAUGUUGAAGUCGCUUGGCAUUGGAUGGUCAUCGAGCAUGUUAGGUUUUAUUUCCGUUGCUAUGGUCCCUUUACCUUUCAUUUUGGAACGGUAUGGAAAGCGUCUACGCUCCUGGAGCAAGUACGCCAACUAG
Aspergillus udagawae is the source of this 1557-nucleotide messenger RNA. RefSeq names its product MFS transporter. The transcript is spliced from 8 exons. NCBI's taxonomy places the organism in Eukaryota, Fungi, Ascomycota, Eurotiomycetes, Eurotiales, Aspergillaceae. The record is from RefSeq and is a predicted model, not a curated record. The coding region runs from base 1 to 1557 and encodes 518 amino acids. Gene Ontology annotation, molecular function: fluconazole transmembrane transporter activity. Gene Ontology annotation, biological process: xenobiotic detoxification by transmembrane export across the plasma membrane.